CCUCCAGUGUUUUCCGACUGUCCCUGUGUGAGUUAAUGGCUCCUCCUGCUAGAUACGGAGCUGGUAGCGAGCAGUCCGAAAAACACUAACUACACCCGGGUAGAUAGCUAGCGCACUGGGUGGUUUGAGAGAGCGAGGCUCACCGGGUUGUAGUCGAGGCCUGGUGUUAAAGCGUGAAGCGGAUGGUCGAGGAAAGCGUUCUGUAUUUUAACAACAGACUCUCCAAAAAAUGAACUCCGUCAGAGCCACCAACCGGAGACCCAGGCGAGUCUCAAGGCCGCGCCCGGUGCAGCCCGACCGGAACGAGGGGGACCGAGCAGAUGAGGAGGCUCCAGCUGCAGCAGCGGAGGUGGCUGUGGAGGAGUCUGGGCCUGCAGCUGGGAACAGCCCCUAUCAGCUCCGACGCAAGUCUCUACUGCCCAAGAGAACAGCCUCCGGUACUGCAGCGGCCUGCCCCAGCAAGACCGCUAUGGAGGGAGCGUCCACCUCGACGACAGAACCCUUCGGUCACCGAGCCAAACGGGCCAGGGUCUCUGGCAGGAGCCACGACCUGCCAGCCGCUCUAGCAGAGCAGUACCUGCAGCAGAAGCUUCCAGAUGAGGUGGUUCUGAAGAUCUUCUCAUAUCUCCUGGAGCAGGACCUCUGUCAGACUGCCUGCGUCUGCAAACGCUUCAGCGAGCUAGCCAACGACCCUAUACUCUGGAAGCGUCUGUACAUGGAGGUGUUUGAGUACACCCGUCCCAUGAUGCACCCCGAGCCAGGCAAGUUCUACCAGGUCAGCCCUGAAGAACACGACCACCCCAACCCCUGGAAGGACAGCUUCCAGCAACUGUAUAAAGGAGCCCAUGUGAAGCCAGGCUUUGCUGAACAUUUCUACAGCAACCCUGGGAGGUUCAAAGGCAGGGAGAAUAUGCUGUACUAUGACACCAUAGAAGAUGCAUUAGGAGGGGUGCAGGAGAGUCAUUUUGAUGGGCUGAUCUUCGUCCACUCUGGGAUCUACACUGACGAGUGGAUCUACAUAGAGUCCCCCAUCACCAUGAUUGGAGCAGCUCCUGGUAAGGUGUCUGAUAAGGUGGUGAUUGAGAACACCAGAGACUCAACGUUUGUCUUCAUGGAGGGAUCGGAGGACGCCUACGUAGGGUACAUGACUAUCAGGUUUAACCCAGAUGAUAAGUCAGCUCAGCACCACAACGCCCACCACUGUCUGGAGAUCACUGUCAACUGUUCUCCCAACAUAGACCACUGUAUCAUCAGAUCUACCUGCACAGUGGGCUCGGCUGUGUGUGUGAGCGGCCAGGGGGCGUGUCCUACCAUCAAACACUGCAACAUCAGCGACUGUGAGAACGUUGGACUUUACAUCACCGACCAUGCACAGGGUAUCUAUGAGGAUAAUGAGAUCAGUAAUAAUGCAUUGGCGGGAAUCUGGGUAAAAAACCACGGCAACCCCAUCAUCAGACGAAACCACAUCCACCACGGCCGAGAUGUAGGAGUCUUCACCUUCGACCACGGCAUGGGUUAUUUUGAGAGUUGUAACAUCCACAGGAAUCGUAUAGCAGGCUUUGAGGUGAAGGCGUAUGCUAACCCUACAGUGGUUCGCUGUGAAAUUCACCAUGGCCAGACAGGGGGCAUCUAUGUGCAUGAGAAAGGAAGAGGACAGUUUAUAGAAAACAAGAUCUACGCCAACAACUUCGCUGGAGUCUGGAUCACCUCCAACAGCGACCCUACGAUACGGGGCAAUGCAAUCUUUAACGGUAACCAAGGGGGCGUGUACAUAUUUGGCGAUGGGCGUGGCCUGAUCGAGGGGAACGAUAUCCAUGGCAACGCUCUGGCAGGAAUCCAAAUCAGAACCAACAGCUGCCCGAUUGUACGCCAUAACAAGAUCCACGACGGACAGCACGGCGGCAUCUACGUGCAUGAGAAGGGCCAGGGUGUGAUCGAGGAGAACGAGGUGUACAGCAACACGCUGGCAGGAGUCUGGGUGACAACUGGCAGCACGCCUGUCCUCCGCAGAAACCGCAUCCACAGCGGCAAACAGGUUGGCGUGUAUUUCUAUGACAACGGCCAUGGGGUGUUGGAAGACAACGACAUCUACAAUCACAUGUACUCCGGCGUUCAAAUACGGACGGGCAGCAACCCCAAGAUCCGACGCAACAAGAUCUGGGGAGGACAGAACGGAGGCAUCCUGGUCUACAACUCGGGUCUGGGUUUCAUCGAGGACAAUGAGAUCUUCGACAACGCCAUGGCGGGCGUGUGGAUUAAGACGGACAGCAACCCCACGCUGCGGCGCAACAAGAUCCACGACGGGAGAGACGGAGGCAUCUGUAUCUUCAACGGAGGGCGAGGUCUCCUGGAGGAGAACGAUAUCUUCAGGAACGCCCAGGCGGGAGUUCUGAUCAGCACCAACAGCCACCCGGUGCUCCGCAAGAACCGCAUCUUCGACGGUUUUGCUGCAGGUAUCGAGAUAACCAACCACGCCACUGCAACUCUGGAGGGAAACCAGAUCUUCAACAACCGUUUCGGAGGCCUGUUCCUCGCCUCGGGGGUGAACGUGACCAUGAAAGUCAUUCUGUGCAGAUUCAUCACUCUCCCUUCUAACGAGUCCUACACAGCUUGUGUUCGUCGUAGAUGGAAACAGAAGACACAUAAUAAGAUAAUGAAUAACCAGGAUGCCAUAGAGAAAGCUGUGAGCAGAGGACAAUGUCUCUACAAGAUCUCCAGCUACACCUCCUACCCCAUGCAUGACUUUUACAGGUGUCACACCUGCAAUACGACAGACAGGAACGCCAUCUGUGUGAACUGCAUCAAGAAGUGUCACCAAGGACACGACGUGGAGUUUAUACGGCACGAUAGGUUUUUCUGUGACUGUGGAGCGGGAACUCUGUCCAACCCCUGUACUCUGGCUGGAGAACCCACACACGACACAGACACACUUUACGACUCAGCCCCGCCCAUAGAGUCCAACACGCUGCAACACAACUGAACACACACACAUCACAUGUACACACACCCUAUAAUCUACAUACACACACUACAUAACACACAUUCAUAACACACUCCUAUAUAUAUAUAUAUAUAUAUAUAUACACACACAGACAUAUUCAUCACUCACACACGCUGACCAUAGGGAGCCAGAGAGACUGAAUACGGUGUUCUCAGCCGGGACUGGCAUAGAGGAACCCUGAGAUUCAGAGAGACUGAAUACGGUGUUCUCAGCAGGGACUGGCAUAGAGGAACCCUGAGAUUCAGAGAGACUGAAUACGGUGUUCUCAGCAGGGACUGGCAUAGAGGAACCCUGAGAUUCAGAGAGACUGAAUACGGUGUUCUCAGCAGGGACUGGCAUAGAGGAACCCUGAGAUUCAGAGAGACUGAAUACGGUGUUCUCAGCAGGGACUGGCAUAGAGGAACCCUGAGAUUCAGAGAGACUGAAUACGGUGUUCUCAGCAGGGACUGGCAUAGAGGAACCCUGAGAUUCAGAGAGACUGAAUACGGUGUUCUCAGCAGGGACUGGCAUAGAGGAACCCUGAGAUUCAGAGAGACUGAAUACGGUGUUCUCAGCAGGGACUGGCAUAGAGGAGCCCUGAGAUUCAGAGAGACUGAAUACGGUGUUCUCAGCAGGGACUGGCAUAGAGGAACCCUAAGAUUCAGAGAGACUGAAUACGGUGUUCUCAGCAGGGACUGGCAUAGAGGAACCCUGAGAUUCAGAGAGACUGAAUACGGUGUUCUCAGCAGGGACUGGCAUAGAGGAACCCUGAGAUUCAGAGAGACUGAAUACGGUGUUCUCAGCAGGGACUGGCAUAGAGGAACCCUGAGAUUCAGAGAGACUGAAUACGGUGUUCUCAGCAGGGACUGGCAUAGAGGAACCCUGAGAUUCAGAGAGACUGAAUACGGUGUUCUCAGCAGGGACUGGCAUAGAGGAACCCUGAGAUUCAGAGAGACUGAAUACGGUGUUCUCAGCAGGGACUGGCAUAGAGGAACCCUGAGAUUCAGAGAGACUGAAUACGGUGUUCUCAGCAGGGACUGGCAUAGAGGAACCCUGAGAUUCAGAGAGACUGAAUACGGUGUUCUCAGCAGGGACUGGCAUAGAGGAACCCUGAGAUUCAGAGAGACUGAAUACGGUGUUCUCAGCAGGGACUGGCAUAGAGGAACCCUGAGAUUCAGAGAGACUGAAUACGGUGUUCUCAGCAGGGACUGGCAUAGAGGAACCCUGAGAUUCAGAGAGACUGAAUACGGUGUUCUCAGCCGGGACUGGCAUAGAGGAACCCUGAGAUUCAGAGAGACUGAAUACGGUGUUCUCAGCAGGGACUGGCAUAGAGGAACCCUGAGAUUCAGAGAGACUGAAUACGGUGUUCUCAGCAGGGACUGGCAUAGAGGAGCCCUGAGAUUCAGAGAGACUGAAUACGGUGUUCUCAGCAGGGACUGGCAUAGAGGAACCCUGAGAUUCAGAGAGACUGAAUACGGUGUUCUCAGCAGGGACUGGCAUAGAGGAACCCUGAGAUUCAGAGAGACUGAAUACGGUGUUCUCAGCAGGGACUGGCAUAGAGGAACCCUGAGAUUCAGAGAGACUGAAUACGGUGUUCUCAGCAGGGACUGGCAUUGAGGAACCCUGAGAUUCAGAGAGACUGAAUACGGUGUUCUCAGCAGGGACUGGCAUAGAGGAACCCUGAGAUUCAGAGAGAGACCGAGACAGUGAUGCACUUGGGAGUCUCUUCUAAAGGGAACUAUGAAGCUGGUCUGAAUUUGACUGGUCUGGUCUGGAUUAGCCUCUGGUCUACUGUGAUGUGAAACUGACUCGUACUGAACGGCCACAUGAGAUUCUCACCAUUGCAUCUCUGGACGCCAAAUGGCCAGGUAGAGGAUGGAGAGUGAGUGUGGAGAGGGUAGGGAAGUGGCUACUCUGAUAAUGUCGGAGUGGCCAAUGAGACUUCCUUUGCCUGUGACCCCUCACAUCUCGGCGACUCUCCAGGAUCCUGGGAAUCUAACUUCCUCCCAAGAUAAGAAGAAAGGAGAUUUAGCCCCACCCACUGAGAAAACGCUUCCUGUUCAGAGGCAUCUGUUACUAGGCAGUGGAUGGAUGAUAUAUACAUACGUACUGCUAACGGAAGAGAGGGACUUUGAUCAAGCACCUCUGCUUUUAUAAUAUGUUAUUCUGAUCAACAGAUAUUAUUUUAAUGCUUUCUCAUGUAGUUUUGUAUUUACAAGCAAAAAAUCUUACUGUAUUUGAAUGUCUUUUUAUUAUUAUAUAUUAUAAUUAUAAAUGUUUGUUGUGUUGACCCCAGGCUUGCUGCAGUAGCUGUUAAUGUCCCAGUGGAUUUGUUCUUUCUGUGAAAGAGAAUCACGUUUAACACUAAAGUCUCUCUCCAGGCUAGUAGAUGUAGGACUGGUGGAAGAUUGUGUGUGUGUGUUGGAAGGGUGCAUGUGUAUGUUUGUGUUCAUAUGCAGUCCGUGUUUCUGGAGAGGGUCAGAUACGGGGCAUCGGGACUUUUUCAAACUGGGACAGACGAGUCGUUCUGCAGCCCCCUUCCCCAUCUCUCCCUCUCAUAUUCUCUCCCCUCCUCGUUCCCUCUCCUCCCUCCCUACUUCCCCCCUCUCUUCCUUACCCUGAUCUCUCCCUCUCCUAUUCUCUCCCCCCUUCCUUUUCUCUCUUUGUAUUCUGGUGACUGUGGCUCCUCAUACAGCCUGGAUUGUAUGCAUGUGUACCAUAACAUCAAGGUCGUGUGCCCCUGCUCAGACGCUGUGUGCCACGUCGUCGACUGUGCCGUCGAGAACCAGAUUGCUAUUACAUAUGUGGUUAAUUGAUGCGUAAAAUUCCUUCCCAGGCAUAAGAUCUGGCUCGCAUCAAUAACGUCUGAGCAGUGGGACACAACCCUAGACUUAAUAUAUUGUGAAGUAUUAAUACAACCAUUAUGUAGAUGCUAGUAUGAAUUCAAAAAGGGUUUAAUUUCCUAGGAAGAAAGAAAAAAAAAGAAGACGGAAACUGGUCGUUUGUAAGAAAAUAAAACUUUAUUAGAUCAGCGGUG
Molecule: messenger RNA, 6017 nt
Organism: Salmo salar (Atlantic salmon)
Lineage: Eukaryota; Metazoa; Chordata; Actinopteri; Salmoniformes; Salmonidae
Product: F-box only protein 11
Biological process (GO): ubiquitin-dependent protein catabolic process; regulation of apoptotic process
Molecular function (GO): zinc ion binding; protein binding
Source: RefSeq, a predicted model, not a curated record